AUGGGAGAAUUAGUUUUGAAGGUCGUUACUGGAACUGUAGAGUUCAUUGUCGAUAAACCAGAUGCUUCCCAAUACUUCCGUGUGAUCUCAGUUUCCCAUUCCGGUUCUGUAUCGUCCGACCUAAAAGUGGGUACAUUUAUAAUCUCUGUCGAUGGAAUCCCACUCAGUGGAUUAAGUCUUGAAGAGUUACAAUCCCUUAUUAACGACUCUGCCAGUUCGGGUGAAUUGAAAUUGAAAUUAAUGGAUAAUGAAGGCGAAAAAUAUUGUUCUUUUCAUUUGGAAACUGGUAAUAAACCAGUUUGUCGAAUGGUAGAUAAAGCAUCUGAAAUGGAAGCGGACAAAUUGGAAUAUGAGAACUUACGCAUCAUACAUAGACAAGCAUAUCGCUCUUCUCCAGAUGCGGUUAGAUCACAGCACAAUUCUGACUCCAAGUCAUUUUUACCAAACAGCUCAUUUGACAAACCUAGUCCGCAAAUAAAUUUCAAACCCAAGCACUCAUUUAAUUUUUCUCCUGUUACUGAUUCAUAUGGAUCUCACCUUGGCGCAGUUGCUAGAUUGGCUAUCGAUGGCGGACUUACUACUGAUCAACUGCUUCAAAUAGGAUCUUCAGAUGUAAACCAACCUGGACAUUAUUUAUAUCGUUCAGCUACCCAGUGUGAUCAAAAAGAAGUGGUUCCAGAUUCAAAAUAUAACCUUUCAGAUCCACGGAUCACAAAGCUUUUGACCUCUCACUCUUCACUCCACUCACAUCCUUGUCGUAUAUCUCCUCGAGGAACUAGAAGACCCGUCUUUUAUAGCUCUAACCAGUCUGUUCAGAUUAUCAGAGGCUCUGGUGUCACUGCCGCAUAUGAUCAGUCACGCGUUACUGUUUCUCCCAGUCAUACAUCUGUUGGUCAUCAUCGGUUAUCUCAGUGGUCUGCAUCUCGUGAUAAUCCACAUCAUAUUAGUGGCAGUAACCGUGUUUCCUUUCCGCUCAAAUGA
Molecule: messenger RNA, 981 nt
Organism: Trichobilharzia regenti
Lineage: Eukaryota; Metazoa; Platyhelminthes; Trematoda; Strigeidida; Schistosomatidae
Source: the annotation of a GenBank genome assembly